UUACCUGAAAGAUGGUAAUUAAAUUGUGGAGUGUGAGCUUUGAGCGGAGCUGCAGAAAAAUAAUGGAGUCGAGGGGGGUGGCGAGCCACAGCAACAUUGUUAGCAGCAGAGAAAAGAAGGCUAAACGCAGAGAGAUACUGGAAAAGAAGAAGGCAAUUGAUGAAUUGAUAAAAGCAGCAUCUUCUGAGAAGGACCAUCUUGUUUAUUUCCAACCAUUUUGUCAUUACAAUAGAAACGGUCUGUCUGUGUUUUUAGAAUCUGGAAGUGGGGAUAAACUUUCUUCUUCUGUAAAGCGGUACAUUCAAAACCUCCUUAAGGUCAAUAUGGAGGUGGCGUUUGGUCCUGAGUGGUCAUCAGAAGAAAAGGUGAAGUGUAGGGACAUGGUUGCUUCAGAAGCGCGUUAUAUAUUUGUUCACGAGGCUCCAAAUGCUAGUGUUGAUGAAAUUUCAAUGAAGUUAGAUAAAAGCCCCUUGGUUGGAUUUGUACAUUAUCGCUUUACUCUUGAGGAAGAUAUACCUGUUCUUUAUGUGUAUGAAAUACAGCUCGAGUCUCAUGUCCAAGGGAAGGGAUUGGGGAAAUUCCUUAUGCAACUAAUUGAGCUUAUUGCUCGCAAGAGCUGCAUGGGUGCUGUAGUAUUAACAGUUCAAAAAGCGAAUGCAGUAGCCAUGAAUUUCUACAGAAGUAAGCUGAGAUACACAAUAUCAAGCAUUUCACCAUCCAGAGUUGAUCCCUUGAUGGGUCUUGAGAAGAGUUACGAGAUUCUCUGCAAAGCAUUCGACCAUGAAGCCAAAGUUAUAUUGGAGGUUAGUAGGCUUCAUUGCCAUCAACAGCACUGCCCUGUUCAUUCUGGAGACAAAUUUUUCUGUUGAUUUCCACUUGUGGAUUGCAAUUUUUUUGGGUUUCUUCCUAGUACUGCCUUUCCAUCUACUAACAGCAUUCCUAGAAAGCUUAUUGCAUCCCUGCCAAAUCAGAAGACUUUCGGAAAUAAAUCUCUGAAGGCCAACCGGUCAAGUUUGUAGUAGCAAUGAUUAGAUAAAGUGCUCUGACUUCGAGAUUUCUCUUCACAUGCAUUCCAGAAAUGGGGAUGGGCGUGUGGAUUCGGUUCCUCAUCAUAGCACAGAAUAUUUUGUACUUCCUAUGGGCUUCUAGUUUAUUUUGUUAGGUGACUCUAAGAACAGCAUGCUAAGGCAUGUGCUAUUUGGUGGUGGUUUACAGCUUCUCUUUGAUUAGUAGAUGGUUUUGCCUAACAGAGCAUGUAAUGGUCAAGAGUUGCACUAAUGAGACCAUUCAUUGACCAAGUGAAGCAUUUUUUGUGGAAGUUUUCCAUCUUUGCAAUUUGAUUUCUUCAAGAUGGACAUGAACAUUUGAUAAAUGAAACUUUACAUGUGCUUUUUUCACUA
This is a messenger RNA of Populus nigra (black poplar), 1400 nucleotides long. RefSeq lists its product as uncharacterized. Gene Ontology annotation, cellular component: nucleus. NCBI's taxonomy places the organism in Eukaryota, Viridiplantae, Streptophyta, Magnoliopsida, Malpighiales, Salicaceae. The coding region runs from base 12 to 869 and encodes 285 amino acids. The record is from RefSeq and is a predicted model, not a curated record. The transcript has 8 exons. Gene Ontology annotation, molecular function: protein N-terminal-serine acetyltransferase activity; histone H4 acetyltransferase activity; histone H2A acetyltransferase activity.